This is a messenger RNA of Acanthocheilonema viteae, 1197 nucleotides long. NCBI's taxonomy places the organism in Eukaryota, Metazoa, Nematoda, Chromadorea, Rhabditida, Onchocercidae. The record is from the annotation of a GenBank genome assembly.
AUGGCCGAUGAAGAGGACAUCGUGGAUGAAGCUGAGGAAUCUCGGGAAGAUGAAGAUGAAGAUGAACAAGCAACUGAAGAUGAUGAUAAACCAGUGGAAAAUGAUAAGAAAACAUCAGAAGUAUCUAAAAAACCUCCACCACCAAUUGGUAUUAAAAGUCCAACACCUGGUCGUCAGUAUGGUGUACCCGAGGUACCAAAGACCCUUCAGCGACGUGCGGAAAAUUACUCAGGUGGUAAACCAUCAAAGCAUAAUAAAGAGAAGUUGAUGCGCUCCGAAGGCAUCAUUCCUAUUCAGGCUGGAUCCAACAAAUAUGCAUCACAGCGAGGAAUGACUGGUUUUGGUGCUCCUCGUGAUGUAAUUGAUAAAGUCAAGGCGGAUAACUUACAAGAAAUUACGGAUGCUGAAAAAAUAAAGAAUUUGAAACAAUCAACUUGGUUGCAGUCUGGUACCAACAAAUUUGCAUCACAAAAAGGAUUGACUGGGUUUGGUUCACCACGUGAUGUGAAUUACAAAACAAAAGGUACCGGGGGUGCAAGUGAAGUACCAGAGGAUAAAGCACGAGCAACUGAUGGUAUUGUACCAUUACAAUCCGGUACAAAUAAAUUAGCUUCACAAGCCGGUAUGACUGGUAUGGGUAUGCCACGAAUCGUUGACGUGAGGAAAACUGAGGAUCAAGAUCGAAACAGUCAAGGAUUCAUUCACCUUCAGAUGGGUACCAAUCGUUUUGCUAAUCAAUCCGGUAUGACUGGAUUUGGUAUGCCUCGACAUAAUAUCACGAAAUAUAAGGAUGAAGUGAGAGGUGAAAUGCCUAAUGACGAAUCGACGAUGUCACGACAAACGAGUGGUUGGAAAGAUGGUGCGUCGCAAGCGGGAAUGUCAGGUUUUGGUGCAUUUCGAAAUAACACCGUGGCAAAUAUGCAAGCUCAAGAGCAACGGUCACAAGGUAUGAUACCAUAUCAAAUGGGUGUCAACUUUCUCGAUUCUCAAGCUGGUAAAACAGGUUUCGGUAUGCCCAGACAGGUUUAUACACCAUUCGUGGAUGAUUCACAUGAAGAAUUACCAAUAGAUAUGGCUCGACGGCCAGAAGUUCCAUUCUGGUCAGGACAAGAAACCGAAUUUGCGAAUCAGACUGGAAUGUCAGCCUUUGGAACUCCACGUGAUGUACGCGGUGAAUAUGUACGACGUUUGUGGUAA